This is a messenger RNA of Pochonia chlamydosporia 170, 1806 nucleotides long. RefSeq names its product ATP synthase alpha chain, mitochondrial precursor. Gene Ontology annotation, biological process: proton motive force-driven ATP synthesis; proton transmembrane transport. The transcript is spliced from 7 exons. The coding region runs from base 1 to 1806 and encodes 601 amino acids. The record is from RefSeq and is a predicted model, not a curated record. Gene Ontology annotation, molecular function: proton-transporting ATP synthase activity, rotational mechanism; ATP binding; ADP binding. Lineage: Eukaryota; Fungi; Ascomycota; Sordariomycetes; Hypocreales; Clavicipitaceae.
AUGUUCCGGAACGCCCUCCGACAGUCCACGCGUGCCGUGGGCGCCGUCUCUGCUGCCGGCAGAGUCGCCGCGGUGAGUCCUUCUCCUCAGACCCGAAACCGACCGCCAAUGCCAUCGAAAGCCGCCUGCAUCCAUCGGGAAAACCUUGCCAGGAGCUCAAUUGGGCAUAUGGACAAGCUUUUUACUGGAUUUCAUCGUCCUCAAGGCGCGGGCGGUGGUGUCCGAAAUGCCGCACCCGCCGUCGUCACCGGUCUGCAGGCUCGAUCCUACGCCGACAAGGCCUCACCAACUGAGGUCUCCUCAAUCCUCGAGCAGCGCAUCCGUGGUGUCCAGGAGGAGUCUGGCCUUGCUGAGACUGGCCGUGUCCUUUCUGUCGGUGACGGUAUCGCUCGUGUCCACGGUCUUGCCAAUGUGCAGGCUGAGGAGCUGGUUGAGUUCGCCUCCGGUGUCAAGGGUAUGUGCAUGAACCUCGAAGCCGGCCAAGUCGGUGUUGUGUUGUUCGGUUCCGAUCGUCUCGUCAAGGAAGGCGAGGCUGUCAAGCGUACUGGUGCCAUUGUCGACGUUCCCGUCGGUACUGAGCUGCUUGGCCGUGUUAUUGAUGCUCUUGGUAACCCCAUUGACGGCAAGGGCCCCCUCAACACCAAGGAGCGUCGCCGUGCUCAGCUCAAGGCUCCCGGCAUUUUGCCUCGCAAGUCUGUCAACGAGCCCGUCCAGACUGGAUUCAAGUCCGUCGAUGCCAUGGUUCCCAUUGGCCGUGGUCAGCGUGAGUUGAUCAUUGGUGAUCGUCAGACCGGCAAGACUGCCGUUGGUCUUGACACCAUCCUCAACCAGAAGCGAUGGAACAAUGGCACCGACGAGUCCAAGAAGCUGUACUGCGUCUACGUAGCCAUUGGCCAGAAGCGAUCCACCGUCGCCCAGCUCGUCAAGACUCUUGAGGAGAACGAUGCUAUGAAGUACUCUAUUGUUGUUGCUGCCACUGCCUCCGAGGCUGCUCCUCUGCAGUACCUUGCUCCUUUCACUGGUGCUUCGGUUGCCGAACACUUCAGAGACACAGGCAAACACGCUCUGGUGAUUUACGACGAUUUGUCCAAGCAGGCCGUCGCUUACCGACAAAUGUCUCUGCUGCUCCGUCGUCCCCCUGGUCGUGAGGCCUACCCUGGUGACGUUUUCUACCUGCACUCUCGUUUGCUUGAGCGUGCCGCCAAGCUCAACAAUGACCACGGUGGCGGUUCCAUGACUGCCCUGCCCAUCAUUGAGACUCAGGGUGGUGAUGUGUCCGCCUAUAUUCCCACCAACGUCAUUUCCAUUACCGACGGCCAGAUCUUCUUGGAGUCCGAACUUUUCUACAAGGGUAUCCGUCCCGCCAUUAACGUCGGUCUUUCCGUCUCUCGUGUCGGUUCUUCUGCCCAGCUCAAGGCCAUGAAGCAGGUCGCUGGUUCCCUGAAGCUUUUCUUGGCCCAGUACCGUGAGGUCGCCGCUUUCGCCCAGUUCGGUUCCGAUCUGGAUGCCGCCACCAAGCAGACUCUGGCCCGUGGUGAGCGUUUGACCGAGCUCCUGAAGCAGAAGCAGUACUCUCCCAUGGCCGUCAACGAGAUGGUUCCUCUCAUCUUCGCUGGUGUUAACGGUCAUCUCGACAACGUCCCCGUCGACAAGAUUCUGCAGUGGGAGUCUGACUACCUUGCUCACCUCAAGGCCAACGAGGCCGAUCUCCUCAACACCAUCGAGAAGGAGGGCGCCCUCAGCAAGGAGACCGAGGCCAAGCUGAAGGAUGUUACCGUGUCCUUCAUCAAGAGCUUCCUCGGCUAA